Miscanthus lutarioriparius is the source of this 672-nucleotide messenger RNA. The record is from the annotation of a GenBank genome assembly. Lineage: Eukaryota; Viridiplantae; Streptophyta; Magnoliopsida; Poales; Poaceae.
AUGGACGACGGAGUAGACCUUCCAAGCCACCUUCUGUUACCACACCCUGACAUCUCUCAUGGAUUCGACGAUUUCCUGAAGAGUACAGAUGCAUGUACUCACACACACACUUGCAAUCCGCCGGGUCCAUCGGUCGCUAUACAUAGCCACACGUGCCUCCACACGCACAGGCAGGUCAUAGCCUCUAGCGAAGAGCUGAGGACGCCUCGAAAACCUCUCGGAAACAGAGAGGCUGUGCGCAAGUACAGGGAGAAGAAGAAAGCGCAUGCGGCCUUCCUAGAGGAGGAGGUCAAGAAGCUGCGCGCCACCAACCAGCAGCUGCUGAGGAGACUGCAGAGGCAUGCGGCACUUGAGGGAGUUGAGGCUGAGGUGGCGAGGUUAAGAGGCCUCUUGUUUGAUGUCCAAGGCAAGAUCGAUGCAGAGAUCGGUGCCUUCCCGUUCCAAAAGCACCGGAGCUUUGGUUCUGUUAUUUGCACAGAUCCUACUCUUUGCUUUAUUAAUGAUGAUGCAGAGGUUGCAGUUGCAGCCCGGGAAGAGAGCUCCGGACCAACAAAUUUUGAUUUUGAGAUCGAUGAAAGUGGCAGUAUUUCACGUGAAUUAGAUAUCCCCGAAGUGGUUAGUUCCAUGGAUGCUGCUGCAAGCUUGGUGAACUCAGCCUCACUGGCUGAAUGA